Harmonia axyridis is the source of this 1174-nucleotide messenger RNA. RefSeq names its product hatching enzyme 1.2-like. Bases 260 to 1162 code for a protein of 300 amino acids. Lineage: Eukaryota; Metazoa; Arthropoda; Insecta; Coleoptera; Coccinellidae. The record is from RefSeq and is a predicted model, not a curated record. The transcript is spliced from 4 exons. Gene Ontology annotation, molecular function: zinc ion binding; metalloendopeptidase activity. Gene Ontology annotation, biological process: proteolysis.
CCAGGGAUGUUAAAAAAAAGGCCCAUCUAAUCAUACUCCCCCAACCGCGCCACUGCACCCAAUCGAUCAAUUAUUUAGACCAUCAUCAGGUCUAACAAGCAUCUGAAGAUACCUGAUAUGCAAAUCCCGUAAAAUUUCUGUUUAUAACAGUUCGUAGCGCAAAGAGAGACAUGUCGUCGUCGACGGUAGCCAAGUUUUCGGUGUCACGGAUGUAGGAACUAGGUGAGACUGUCCGUUUUGCGCCUUCUUCACGACGAAGAUGAUCAGGUCGUGGGUGAUCUGUUUCGCGAUCCUGGUGCCCGUAUAUCGUGCCCGGUUUCUGCUGCCCCAUGUGCCCAAUGUGCUUCAUCCACCGGUUCCAGAUGACAUUAGGAUCGACAUGGAGAAUGCGGAAAACCUGGAAAACGUUGACCCGGAAAUAACACCAGGUUUGUACCAGGGAGAUAUGGCUAUGACGAAUGAACUCUACCAUUAUUGGAGGGUUGGCUUGAAGUGGGAAACGUUCCCAGAAAAAAUGUGGCCUAAUGGUACAGUGCCUUAUGCCAUCAGUCCUUUGUAUGAGCCAGCAGAACAAGCAACCAUCAUGAAGGCAAUACGCAUCCUCAACUUCAUGACCUGUAUAAGAUUCGUCCCAUGGAAUGGUAAGAGUGCAGACUACCUACUGAUCUGGCCCGUACAGUAUCCAAAGGGAUGCUGGUCUUUUGUGGGACGACAUGGUGGUCCUCAAGUAGUAAGCCUACAGCCUCCAGACUCCAGAAGUCCUAACUGCCUGGGAACCGAAGGAAGAGCCUUGCAUGAAUUAAUGCAUGCUUUGGGGAUUUUCCAUGAGCAGUCUAGAUGGGAUAGAGAUAAAUUUGUCAAAGUGCAUUACGACAAUAUUAUUCCCCAAUUCAAAGCUAAUUUCGAGAAAUUGAGUUUGGAGAAUACAACCUACAGUUUCGAAUAUGAUUAUAACUCGAUAAUGCAUUAUGGAAAAUAUUACUUCAGUAAAGGCAAAGGAAAGGCUACGAUUACAGCAACAAUGCCGGGAAUAAAAAAAUUAGGACAAAGGAAAGCACUGUCGAAGGGAGACUGUUUGAAACUGAAUGAUCUCUAUAGUUGUUUUGAUAAUCCACGGAAAAGAAGAAAGUAUUACAAUAUAUGCAAUUUUAUGGGAGUAUAGUUCAUAAUAAAA